Knipowitschia caucasica is the source of this 996-nucleotide messenger RNA. The record is from the annotation of a GenBank genome assembly. Lineage: Eukaryota; Metazoa; Chordata; Actinopteri; Gobiiformes; Gobiidae.
AUGAACCAAUCACAGCUCAGUUUAGACCAGUUUGUGUCAUCUCCGGAAAUCCCUCAGAGUUUAUGUGAGGAGUCUGGGCUGAAGGUGAACCAUCCGGCCUCGUUCGCUGUGCGUCUGAACGGAGCCCAGGGGAAGAUGGAGGCUCAGGUCCACAGUCCGUCCGGAGCCCUGGACGAGUGCGUGGUGACGGAGAUCGAGAAAGAUAAAUAUGUGAUUCGGUUCAUUCCCCGAGAGAACGGCGUCCACAACAUCGACGUCAAGUUUAACGGCGCUCACAUCCCAGGAAGUCCUUUUCAGGUCAGGGUGGGAGAACCGGGACAGAGCGGAGAGGCGGGUCUGGUAACGGCCUACGGAGGCGGACUGGAGAGGGGGACCACAGGGGCCCAGUCAGAGUUCACCAUAAACAACAGCCGUGCGGGACCAGGGGCCUUGAGCGUGACCAUCGAGGGCCCGUCCAAAGUGAAGAUGGACUGUGUGGAGCUGCCAGAGGGCUACAGGGUGCACUACACGCCCAUGGCCCCCGGGAACUACUGCAUCAGCAUCAAGUACGGAGGCCCCAGCCACAUCCAGGGCAGCCCCUACAGCGCUAAAGUCACAGGUCCUCGUCUGGUGAACGUGACCAACGCCAGUGAGACUUCCACGCUGACGGUGGAUCCGGCCGUCCGCUCGUCCAGCCUCAGUCCUGUCCACAGCGCCCCCUCCUGGACCACCGAGGCCGACGCCAGUAAAGUGCUGAGCCGAGGCCCGGGGCUGAGUAAGGCCUUCGUGGGACAGAAGAGCAGCUUCAGCGUGGACUGCAGCAAAGCAGGAAAGAGCAUGCUGCUGGUGGGAGUGCACGGCCCCCAUGUCCCGUGUGAGGAGGUGGUGGUCAAACACAUGGGCCGGCUGCAGUACAACAUCAGCUACGUCCUGAAGGAGAGGGGGGACUACGCCCUGGUGGUCAAAUGGGGCGACCAGCACGUUCCUGGCUCGCCCUUCCACGUGGUCGUACCCUGA